Messenger RNA from Notechis scutatus (mainland tiger snake), 2854 nucleotides. RefSeq lists its product as uncharacterized. NCBI's taxonomy places the organism in Eukaryota, Metazoa, Chordata, Lepidosauria, Squamata, Elapidae. Gene Ontology annotation, biological process: regulation of transcription by RNA polymerase II. Gene Ontology annotation, cellular component: nucleus. Gene Ontology annotation, molecular function: DNA-binding transcription factor activity, RNA polymerase II-specific; sequence-specific DNA binding. The record is from RefSeq and is a predicted model, not a curated record.
AACGGCCUCCUCGUAUUGGAGACUUCUCAGCCAGAGGGACAUGCAAGAGAACUACGAGACUCUGAUCUCUUUGGCAGAAGAGAUGGCGAUCACCCUGCCUCGAAUCACUGCACUAGCUGAGCCCCACCGGAGAGGGUUAGCAUCAGGAUUUCCACUUUCUAAAUCUGAUCUGCUCUCCUGGAUGGAUCGGGAAGAUUCAUGGAUUCCAGAACUUCAGGGAUGUGAGGAAAGGACAAUGCCAACUCAGAUCAAUCCAGGGGAAGAAUUGGAAGGAAGGCAUGAACCUGUUCCUCCGGAAGUAAUUCCUAGCAAAACAAAUCUGCAAAAGGGGAAUGUCCUAGAGAGGAAUCCAAUGGAGGCUGAGAAACAACCAUCAGGGAUUGGGCCGAGGUGCUCCCUAACCGAAGGAAAGGAGCAGCAAGACAAACCCCUCCCACAGAUCAUGGUUGCUUCCAAUCCCGAGAUGUCCCAUAGAAAACCACCACCAUGCAAGAACCACCAAUGUGCAGAGUGUGGCAAAAGCUUCAGCCAGAAGUCCAACCUUCUCCGGCACCAGAGGCUGCACCUGGACAAAAGAUCCCACAAGUGUGACCAGUGUGAUAAAAGCUUCUCUGAGGCCGAGGCCCUGGCCUCCCACCAGAAAGGCCACGCAAGCAACAAACCAUACAAGUGUGAGGAGUGUGGGAAAAGCUUCAGCUGGACCUCGCACCUGGAACGACACCAGCGGAUCCACACCGGAGAGAAACCGUUCCAAUGCAAGGAGUGUGGGAAGGCCUUCAGUGUCGGAUCCCACCUGGAGAGGCAUCGGCGUAUCCACACCGGGGAGAAGCCUUAUCAGUGCAAAGAGUGUGGGAAGAGCUUCAGCGUUAGCUCCACCCUGGUCCAGCACCAGAGGACUCACGCCCACGACAAGCCCUACCAGUGUGAGGACUGUGGGAAGGGCUUCACGCUCGGGGCCAACUUGGUGGCUCACCAGAGGAAACAUCUGGGCCAGAAGCCCUAUGAGUGCCCCGAUUGCGGGACAAGUUUCAGCUUCACCUCACACCUGGAGAGACACCAACGGAUCCACACGGGGGAAAGGCCCUACCAGUGCCCCGACUGUGGGAAGCUUUUCAGCCGCAGCUCCCACCUUUAUAGGCACCAGAGAAUCCACACGGGGGAGAAGCCACACCAGUGUACAGAUUGUGGCAAAAGCUACUACCUCAGUGUGGCCACCCUCCAUCACCUCCAGACAUCUCCAACCCGGAGCAGGGACCCCACCAAAUGCACCGAAUGUAACCGCAAGCGGGUGGCCCCUCAGCCUCCCCUCCCUCCUCCCUCCCCGCCUGUGUCUACCGAGAAGCCCUUUAAAUGCUCCGACUGUGGGAAAGGGUUUGGCCAGAGUGCGUCCUUGGUGAAACACCAGCGGAUCCACACCGGAGAGAGGCCCUAUCAAUGUCCCGAGUGUGGGAAGAACUUCAGCUGGUGCUCGGCCCUGAUCAAACACAAGCGGACCCACACGGGAGAGAAGCCCUUUCGGUGUGGGGACUGUGGGAAAGCGUUCAGUGUCAGCUCCCAUUUGGAAAGGCACCAGCGCGUACAUGCUCCCGACCGGCCCCACAAGUGUACCGAGUGUGGGAAAACCUAUGGGGAACUGGCCUCGCUAGCCAAGCACCAGAAAUCCCACGUGCCUGGGAGCAAGCGUUAUCGGUGCUCUGCCUGCGGGAAAAGUUUCAGCUGGAGCUCCCACCUGGAGAGACACCAGCGGAUCCACACGGGGGAGAAGCCCUACCAGUGCGGUGAAUGUGGGAAGAGCUUCAGCGUCAGUUCCCACCUGGACCGCCACCGGAGAAUCCACACGGGGGAGAAGCCCUACCAGUGCAGUGAAUGUGGGAAGAGCUUCAGCGUCAGCUCCACGCUCCUGCAGCACCAACGGACACACUCAGGUGGAAAGCCUCACAAGUGCAAGGAGUGUGGGAAGCGAUUCGCGGCCGCGGCACAGCUGCUCACGCACCAGCGGGCCCACCGCGGCGAGAAACCCUACGACUGCACCGUCUGCGAGAAGAGCUUCGGCUUCGUCUCCCACCUGGAGUGGCACCUGAGGGUGCACACAGGCGAGAAACCCUACCCGUGCGCAGAGUGUGGGAAGUGUUUCAGCCGCAGCUCGCAACUCAACCGCCAUCAGCACACUCAUGCGGCAGACAGGCUCCCCAAAGAACAACCUGAAGGCCAGAAGGGCAGCUCUGUUUUGACCAAGACUAAGCACCCCAAAGAACUGCUUCCUGUUGUUCCUGACCCUCCUCUUUCUCUCAUGCCCUCCUGGUGGAGCGAGGGGAACAGGAACAGCCUCCCUACAGCUGCUCCCACCUGGCCCGAGACCCCACUGCCCUUCCAGGGCUUCCUCCCCAAUGCUGUCUCAGCUGGAGGGCUGCAGGGCUGGGGUGGGAAGGGAUUCUUACCCCCAGAUCCAUGGAGGUUAGGGGAAAACAGCUGUAGAUGGGCAUCCCCCUACCCACAAGAGGGAUGGCCACCACCUCCCCCAACAUCCUAGCUGCUCAAAGCAAUUUCGUGGGGUGGAAUGGGUUGGAGGAAGCAACUAUCUUCUCUCCUCAUUCAACCCAUUGGGCCCAUUGGAGCCAAGAAGAGCUAGUUUGCAGUGGGCUGGAAUAGAAUAGAGUUGCUGUCCUAAAAGAGAAGGGAGCCAUGUUUGUGUUCUUCUGAGGGAGGUUUUACAUGGGCCUGGAGCUUUUGACGUGAGGCAUACUCAAGAGUUGCAAUAAUCCCUGGAUCUCCUGCAUUCUGAAGUGGUAGAAUGCUGCUGUUAAGAGUCCUUGGCGAUCUCUGAGCUUAGUCCUUGCUUAUGGACCUUUCAUAA